Molecule: messenger RNA, 3538 nt
Organism: Lagenorhynchus albirostris (white-beaked dolphin)
Lineage: Eukaryota; Metazoa; Chordata; Mammalia; Artiodactyla; Delphinidae
Gene: POGLUT3
Product: protein O-glucosyltransferase 3
Exons: 9
Coding region: 413-1636 (407 amino acids)
Cellular component (GO): endomembrane system
Molecular function (GO): protein binding; glucosyltransferase activity
Source: RefSeq, a predicted model, not a curated record
CAAAAAUAUACAAUUCACCUCUGGAAAAUCAACCCAUUGGCAGUGCAUUUGUCCCCAAGCCAGCAGGCAUGAGGGAGGGAAGUAGCAUGCCUCCGUGGGAUGCUUCACUGCUAGAGGAUGAGUUUUUCCAAGCAACCAACCAUAAGUGGAGAUCAAUGUACUUGGCUGCAAAAGAGAGGAGGAAUGAGGAGGGUCUGGCAUUUCUCUCUGAGAGUUCUCACACUUAUAAAGGAAGAGGAAGCCCCGUGGAGUUGGGCCAUCUACCGCCCAGUAGCACUUAUGAAAGAUAAGCAGACCUGUCCAGUUGAAAUGCCAAACACUAUUCAAAGUAGUAAUCAAAUCUCUCUCACCUAAAGAGUUAGUUCGGAUUCACAUCCCUAAACCUUUGGACAGGAAUGAUGGGACAUUUUUGAUGCGAUAUAGGAUGUAUGAAACUGUCAGUGAAGGGCUGAAGAUAGAGGUCCUUUAUGGUGAUGAACAUGUCGCUCAGUCUCCUUAUAUUUUGAAAGGACCAGUGUACCAUGAGUACUGUGAGUGUCCAGAAGAGGAUCCUCAGGCCUGGCAGAAAACUCUGUCUUGUCCAGCCAAGGAGCCACAGAUUGCAAAAGAUUUUUCUUCUUUUCCCAGCAUCAAUCUCCAGCAGAUGCUAAACGAAGUUCCAAAAAGGUUUGGGGAUGAGAGGGGUGCUAUUGUUCAUUACACGAUUCUCAGUAACCUAAUCUACCGGAGAUCUUUAGGGAAAUACACAGACUUCAAAAUGUUCUCAGAUGAGAUUUUGCUGUCACUGGCAAGAAAGGUCCUUCUCCCAGAUUUAGAAUUUUAUGUUAAUCUUGGAGAUUGGCCUUUGGAGCAUCGAAAAGUCAAUGAAACCCCUGGCCCUUUACCUAUCAUUUCAUGGUGUGGCUCUCUGGAUUCACGAGAUGUUAUCCUUCCAACAUAUGACAUCACCCACUCCACACUUGAAGCUAUGAGGGGUGUUACAAAUGAUCUUCUCUCUAUUCAAGGAAAUACAGGACCUUCCUGGAUCAAUAAAACAGAGAAAGCUUUCUUUAGAGGUAGAGAUAGCCGAGAGGAGAGGCUCCAGUUGGUGCAGCUGUCCAAAGAUAAUCCACAGCUACUAGAUGCAGGAAUUACAGGAUAUUUCUUCUUCCAAGAAAAAGAAAAGGAGCUUGGAAAAGCUAAAUUGAUAGGUUUCUUUGACUUCUUUAAGUACAAGUAUCAAGUGAAUGUGGAUGGGACUGUGGCUGCUUAUAGAUAUCCAUACCUCAUGCUUGGUGACAGUUUGGUUCUGAAGCAGGACUCACCAUAUUAUGAACAUUUUUAUAUGGCACUAAAGCCUUGGAAACAUUAUGUUCCAAUUAAAAGAAAUCUUAGUGAUCUACUAGAGAAAGUUGAAUGGGCCAAGGAAAAUGAUGAAGAAGCCAAGAAGAUUGCAAAAGAAGGACAGUUGACUGCUAGAGAUCUGCUACAGCCCCACAGGCUUUACUGCUACUAUUACAGAGUACUACAGAAAUACGCUGAGCGCCAGACCAGCAAACCCGAAAUACGUGAUGGAAUGGAACUUGUUCCUCAGCCGGAUGACAGUGCAUCUAUCUGCCAGUGCCACAGGAAAAGGCCUUUAAGAGAAGAGCUUUAAGUCAGCCCAUAUUCACACUCCUGUAUAUGCCGGCAACAUCUUUCAUGGCAGCAUCCAGAUGGAAUCUAAGCUGUGAAGACUGUGAAGACAGCCUGGAAGACUGUAUGCAGGGGACUGCUUCUCUUGGUGGCUUCAUAUAAUGUGGAUGGAUAGAGCAAUAUUAGAGCAAGUAUUACCAAAUAUCUUAGGAUAUUAAUAUCUUUUGAGUAAACACUGCUAUUAUCAGCAUCAUAGUUUCUCUGAAAAGAAAACUUGGGGAUCAUAGUAGAUAGAGAGGAUUGCCAAAAUAUAAAUAACUCUGUAUGAAACUGUUUACAUUGUAUUUAUUGGUUUGUUUCUAUCCCUUGUUCACUUUCCCUCUUCCCUUUCCAAUGAUGAAGAAAAAAUAUUUUUGCAGGGCUUUUUUUACCCCCUCACUGCAUAACUUCUCCUCCUACAAGCUGCUUUUGGCAUUCAGUAAUAGCAGGUUUCCUCUUGGAAGGUCUGAUAUGAAUAAUGAAGGAAGAUGAGAAUGACUCUGUUAUUAAAGGUAGCUUGGAGACUAUGAAGGGAAGUUAUUUUAAAGCUCAUUCAUAUCUUUUUAAAAGUUUUACCAAGGGCUGAGACAAAAUUAAGGAGAGGUAGUGCCUUAAGCUAGUUAAUUCCCAGUCUAUCUGAGUUGGACACCCAUCAAGGACAACACAGUUAUUAAAGUAGAUGACAGCAUCCUAUCGGUAUCUUCAUUAUCUAUGUAUUGAAUAGAUAAAUGAUAACUGUAGUCAGAUAGGGAUCUUUAAUUCUUUUUAAUCUUUAAAAGGGAUACUUGAAAAACCUCUGAAACAAGCUGCAGGAAGCCUGGUAUCUUGGGAUUCACUAAUAAACUAAUGACAAAAGCAAGCAUCCAUUCUUUACUGCACCCCUCCUCUAUUUCACUGUGCUGUAUUGCUAAGAUAAAAACUUUGGAAAUUUCCUUUGCCUUUUAGGACAGGGUGAAGUCUUAAGACCCAGAAAUUCAUUACACGUUCCUUGUAAUACCACCAAUAUGAGAUUCAAUUCAUUAAGAACACACUCCCAAAGCAAGAAAUAUCCACACUCCAAUUUAAAAAUAUUUACUCUCCUGAUUGAAAUAUUUACUUAACCUGGAAGACAAUGUAACCACUUUAAAAUAGUCAUAUCUAUUCUUUACUGAACAUUACUAGGGACACAGAAUUUUUUUAACUAGACAAAAGCAAAAGCACAUUUAGUAACAGUGUAAUCAAAGCCAAGUAUCCAUGGAAAACACUAAUACCCACCAGUUGUUCAAAAGCACAAGUGCACAAGUAUAAAAUAAAGGGCAAGCUGUACAGUGACCAGAUCCUAAGGAGAAGAGGGGUGUGACGAUAUGUAAGUUAAUAUAAUAACUACAUUUGUCAAAAUAAGCUAUCAAUAUUUUGUUUUUAUUAAUAAAAUGUUGGAAACACCUUAAAUAGCCAUCAUGAGGGAGCUAGCUAAAUAUAUAGCUAUACAUCAAGGAAUACAGUACAACCAUUAAAAGUAAUGAACUAGCUCUAAAUGCACUAUCAAUCAUGAAAGAUUUCCAUGACAGUGUUCAGUGUAAAAAGCAAAAAGCAAGUUACAGAACAACACAUAUAAUGUGAAAACAUUUAUGUAAAAAAAUAUAUCCAUGUGAUUGAAAGUUUAGAAGGAUAUUCACCAAUAUCUGAGGAAAAUGGAGAGAAGGGAAUUUUUACUUUUUGUCUUAUACCUGUCUAUGAUAUUUAAAAUGUUUUUACUGUAAGUAUGGAUCAGAUUGGAAAAUAAAGAAAAAUACAAACCUAGGAAAAGAAAAUAAAUGCACAAAAGAUAUACAUAGGAAAAUAAAAUGGAUAUUUAUAUUUUCCAUUAUGCUAUUUUUAAAUCUACUAUGUCUAGAAUUUUAUAUCA